This is a messenger RNA of Apiotrichum porosum, 300 nucleotides long. RefSeq lists its product as uncharacterized. The coding region runs from base 1 to 300 and encodes 99 amino acids. Lineage: Eukaryota; Fungi; Basidiomycota; Tremellomycetes; Trichosporonales; Trichosporonaceae. The record is from RefSeq and is a predicted model, not a curated record. The transcript has 3 exons.
AUGUUCCCCGCCAUGUCCCGCACUGUCGCCUCGGCCGGUCUCCGUACCAUCCCCCGUGCUAUGCCCCGCGCCACUUCGCUCUCUAUGGUUGCUCGUCGCAACGCCUCGACUGCUGCUGGCAAGAAGGUCCCCCAGGGCGCGGAGGAGUUUAUGCCUUUCAUGAAGGCCUUCCCAGUUGAUGUUUACCCACUCGUCGCGGUCGUCACUGUCGCCUGCACCGGUUCCGUCUACAUGUGCAUCAAGCACCUGACCACCGACAAGACUCUGCGCCUCAAGCCCUCGGGCGGCAGCCACCACUAG